UUCUGCACUUCUGCAACCCCUCAAUUGUCGUUUAAUUAGUCCAAACCACCAAAAUAUGGCCCUGAAUUCACGCUCCGUCUCCUUAACGCUCUUCUCUCUCACGGUGGCCACCGUCCUCUUCUCCAACGCCGUCGCCGCCCUGAGUGGCGGCCAGGAAGGCCCAAUCGUAGGCGGCUGGAGCUCCAUUAAGGAUCCGAAUGCUCCCCAGGUGGUGGAGAUCGCAAAGUUCCCCAUAGACGCCCACAACAAAGAGGCUAAAACCAAUCUGAAAUUCGAAAGCGUGAUCAAGGGAGAGAGUCAAGUCGUCGCCGGCGUGAAUUACAAGCUUGUGAUCGCCGCGGAGGACGGCGGCGCCGGGAAUAAGUACGAGGCCGUCGUUUAUGAUAGACCUUGGGACAAAUUCAGACAGCUCACCUCCUUCAAACAAGUAUGAGUAUUCAUCGCUACUCUUAUCAAUAAUGGAACAUUUAAAUGUGAAUAAGUUCCAUGUCUGAAAUGUGAUGUUUCCGAUUGAAAAGGGCAAAAAUAUUGUAUGUUUGUGAAAGAAAUAUUGAUCUAAGUUUCAGUUUCUUUGGUUUCCUUUCAA
Molecule: messenger RNA, 586 nt
Organism: Ipomoea triloba (trilobed morning glory)
Lineage: Eukaryota; Viridiplantae; Streptophyta; Magnoliopsida; Solanales; Convolvulaceae
Product: cysteine proteinase inhibitor 1-like
Exons: 1
Coding region: 56-433 (125 amino acids)
Molecular function (GO): cysteine-type endopeptidase inhibitor activity
Source: RefSeq, a predicted model, not a curated record